AUGGUGUCGGCCGUGCCGCAGGAGUACUCGUACUUCGACCAGCGCCGCCUGCUGGCCUGGGCCGGGCCCCGGCACUGGAAGCUGCGUCCGCUGACAGCAGGCCGCCAGGGGCCGGCGCCGGACGCCGCCAAGCCGCGCCGCAAGCGGGAUACCGAGGCCAUCGACUUCGCCGAGGAGUGCGACUGGGCCGACGCCUUCGCGCCGUCCAAAAAGUCCAUCAAGCUAAAGCCGGCCACCAUGAAGAAGUGGAACGAGGAGAAGACCACGCUCCCCGAGGACCUUCACUACGACAUCGCCGCCGUGUUCAAGCUGUUCCUGCGGCCCGACAUUGGCAUCGUGCGUGAGGUGGCGUCGGCGGCGGACGCCCAGCACGACCUGGACGGCAGCGUGGCCGACUACGACUACGACAACGAGCGCGACUCGCAAAACUACUGUCCCGACCUGCCGCAGACUGACGACUGCGACGACUAUGACCAGGAGGCGACGUUCCUGCCGUCGGGCGGCGGCGCGAGCGUGUGGGACGCCAGCGAGCUGCAGGAGGCGGCGCCGCCGCCGUCGGCCACCCAGCUCAGCGGCGAGAGCCUGGUGCAGGCGCCGCACAAGGUGGAAAAGAUCCAUAUUGCAUACGCUAGGACGGCGAAGAAAAUGGACAUGCGGAAACUGAAAGUCGCCAUAUGGGAGAUACUUCUGGACAAGAAACGUGACGACAAGGAGAACGCGUCCGGCUCGCCGCCGGCCGUCCGGAAGGAGGCCGCCGCCGACCAGAUGACGCCCGACCGCGACUACAGCUUCCGCGAGCUGUACCACCGGCUGCCGGCGCGGAUCAGCACCAAGAUGGCCGACAACCUCAGCGUCGCGCUGGCCUUCACGGCGCUGCUGCACACAGCCAACGAGCGCUGCCUGCGCAUCACCGGCUCGCACCGGCUCGACGACUUCCUCGUCUCGCAGGAGGCGCCCUGAGCGGCCC
Pollicipes pollicipes is the source of this 967-nucleotide messenger RNA. RefSeq names its product condensin complex subunit 2. Gene Ontology annotation, cellular component: condensin complex. The record is from RefSeq and is a predicted model, not a curated record. The coding region runs from base 1 to 960 and encodes 319 amino acids. NCBI's taxonomy places the organism in Eukaryota, Metazoa, Arthropoda, Thecostraca, Pollicipedomorpha, Pollicipedidae. Gene Ontology annotation, molecular function: chromatin binding. Gene Ontology annotation, biological process: mitotic chromosome condensation. The transcript has 6 exons.